CUCCUCGACACGCUUGCUUCACAUGACAGCGCGUCCCUAGUCACGCCUUGUCCCUCUUUCCCUUUGGCUAGCUGCUGCCGCGCCUUGCACAACUUCAUCGAGUAGCCUUUGGAGGUCUCGUCUGCUACUGGCUUUUCCCCCGACUAAGCCUUGCCGCGAUAUGAACCCUGCUCAGCUGCUCAACCCAAAAGCCUUCAAGAAAAGCAAUGGUCGCGCAUCGCCCCGUGUUUCGCAAGAAGGUCAGAGCACACCACCAGUGAGGCCGCAGUUUGACCCCAAUGCUCUAUUGAAUCCCAAGGCCCCAGCGAAGCGUCCUCAUGAAACGGAUGGACUUGGCCAAGAUGACUUGGUGCAGCCAUCCGAUCUUGGCAUGGGCUCAAUGAUAGAGCGCAUGCAUGGUGUUCAGCGUCGCGAAGACCAACCAGCUAAAAAACCAAGACUAGACCAUGACACUAACAGCCAGAAAGCGGAUUUCAAAGGUGCCGGACAAGGAACUGUCUUGAGUGAGUACGUCACUUCUCAACAAGAGCAGAGCAAGAAAGACAGCCGCCCAACAAGGGAGGUCGUUGACCUCACUGCCGAUGAUGACGAGGACAUUGUACUUGUCAAAGACGCUGGUGCUGAGGAAGUCGUUUUGGGCCGGCUUGAGGGCCCUAUUGUCCAUUGCCACAUCGUGCCGGGCAUGAAGCAUGGCGCGUUCCAGGGCAGCAGCAGUGUGUGGCCUGCUAUCGACGUCCAGCUUGUCAGGAAUCCCAGUGGACACGACUACAACGUUUCUGUCUUUGACGCCACCAAGACAGCUUUUGGUAAACUGGAUAUCAGGACGGCCAUGGGACUGGUGCCACUCAUAGAUGCGUCCGCUGCCAUCAAUCUUCGGAUCAAGGCUCGCCUCCCUCCUCGUAAAAAGAAGGCUGCACCUUGGACCCCUUGCUCUGAUGCACUUCCGGUUGACAUACAUCUAUUCGCUCCACGAAAACAUGCCAAGAACAUCGGAAAAGCUUUGAGUCAGAAGCAGCUGUGGCUCCGCGAUCCCAAUAUUCCUCGCCUUGGAGUACCGUACUUCAACCCCCAUGUGCCUACUACAUCUUCGGUACCUUUGAGCACUAGCCGUCAACAGGGAUCCAGCUACACCUUCGUAGCGCGGACCCAGGAGGAAGUUCGCUCAGAUGUCAUCAGCAUGUUUGAUUCGCUUACCAAGUCUGGAGAACUUCCGCAGAUGGAACAGCCCGCUACAAUUAAGACUCCACUCCUCCUUCAUCAGCAACAGGGCCUGCACUUUAUGACAUCUAGAGAGAUGGAUGAUAGCGAGGGUGACGGUCAAAAGGAAAGCGCCUCGCUCUGGAAGCCGAAGACUAAGAGGAACGGCCAAAAGUUUUACUACAACAUAAUCACAGGUCAGGAAUCACGGGCAAGGCCGGCAUCCAUCCGCGGUGGUAUACUUGCGGAUAUGAUGGGCCUCGGCAAAACAUUGAGUAUCUUGUCUCUAGUUUCCGCGACGAAGGGAGAGUCUUACGAAUGGGCAAAAAAGUCUCCUCCCCAAACGCCUGGUCAGCCACUACUCAAGCUCAAUACGAGGGCAACGCUUCUCAUAUGUCCACUCAGCACCGUUGCCAAUUGGCAGGAACAGAUCAACGCGCAUGUUGCCCAGGGUUCUAUGAACCUUUACGUCUAUCAUGGUCAGCCAAGGGCAUCGACACCCGAAGAACUGAAAGAUUACGACAUUGUCAUCACUACGUACCAUGUCGUCGCUUCUGAGUUCAAUUCCGGCAAGCCGUUGUCGUUGAUAAAUUGGUUUCGCAUCGUCUUGGAUGAAGCCCACAUGAUACGGAGCCAGAGCACGAAACAGUCGAUCGCUACCUGUGCUCUGCAUGCGCAACGCCGAUGGGCCGUUACCGGUACACCUGUGCAGAACCGACUGGACGAUUUGGGCGCGUUGAUCAAAUUUUUGAGAAUCAAGCCGUUCGACGACAAGGGUGGAUUUGCGCAAUACAUUCUUACGCCCUUCAAGAACGCAGAUCCUGACAUCUUGCCAAAGCUACGGAUUCUUGUUGAUUCUAUCACUCUACGCCGUCUCAAGGACCGUAUCAAUCUCCCUCCUAGGCACGAUAAACUUGUGCGCCUCAAGUUCUCUGCAGAAGAGGGAAAACUCUACGACUUUUUUGCAAGAGAUGCUGCGGCUAAGAUGUCCGCCAUGGCCAGCGGCAGGGAGAAGUUGGCGAAGAACCAAAUGGGCCACAUCCUCCGCGUGAUGGGCCGGCUGCGCAUGAUUUGCGCACACGGUGCGGAACUCCUUGGAGAGGAGGAUAUGAAGCUCACUGAGGGUUUGAGCUAUGGCAAUGCCAUCGAGCUCGGUGAUGACGACGAAGAAGAAGAAGAAAAGCCCGCUCUCACUCCAAAGCAAGCUUACGAUAUGCUGCAUCUACUUAGAGAGAGCGACAUGAACCACUGCGGCAUCUGUGAUACUGUAAUCGGGAACAAUGACCUCUCGGAGAGCGAUGACGAUGCUGCAAGGGACAGCAAGGGCACAAUGGGGGAGCGUGUCAAGCCGAGAAUGGCGGGUGGCAAUUACAUGAACUGCCCGUUGUGCGACAGCUACGCCCGCAUGUCCCUUUUCCAGCUCAGCCAAGACGAAGCAGACAAGGACGAAGAGGCACGCCUCCGUGUUCGCGAUAACCCCCGUCUGGCAAAGCAACUGGGCCGUUACGGUGGACCGCAUACCAAAGUUAAGGCACUCAUCCACGAUCUCCUGGAAAGCAGAGCUUGGAAUGAGGCGCACCCUGACGAGCCUCCGAUCAAGAGCGUCGUCUUCUCAGGCUGGACCUCCUACCUCGACCUAAUCUCGAUCGCGCUCGAAGACGAGCAUUUCACGUAUACGCGCCUGGACGGUACCAUGUCACGUAAAAAGCGCAAAGACGCGCUCGACGCGUUUCGCGAUGAUACCACGGUGCAGAUCAUGUUGAUCUCGAUCGCAGCGGGCGGCUUGGGCCUGAACUUGACGUCUGGAUCGCGCGCCUACGUUAUGGAGCCGCAGUACAACCCAGCGGCGGAGGCUCAGGCCGUGGACCGCGUGCACCGUCUCGGACAGAAGCGCGAGGUCACGAUCACGCGCUUCAUCAUGGAAAACAGCUUUGAGGAAAAGAUGCUGGAGCUGCAGGAGAAGAAGAAGGAUCUUGCGGACUUGUCGAUGAACCGGAACGCGAAGCUUGAUCGAGAGGAGGCGGCGCGGAAGAGGCUUGAGGAUCUAAGAAGCUUGUUCCGCUGA
Molecule: messenger RNA, 3262 nt
Organism: Aplosporella prunicola CBS 121167
Lineage: Eukaryota; Fungi; Ascomycota; Dothideomycetes; Botryosphaeriales; Aplosporellaceae
Exons: 3
Coding region: 161-3262 (1033 amino acids)
Molecular function (GO): ATP binding; ATP-dependent chromatin remodeler activity
Source: RefSeq, a predicted model, not a curated record